AUGGCGACCGGAAAGGCUCGGGGCGCUUCUCGAUAUCGAAACAACGAUAGGUCGGUCUACGAUAGGAACUUUGCAAAGGUGGCGCGGGCGUCCACGGCCACCGUCUAUCAGCGAGAAAAACCGCAUGAGGCUGCCGCGGAGAAGGAAGCGGUAUUCAACGAAGCCGAGGCUACCAAGGACAUGGAAUCGAAAGGACGUAUCCUCACGACCCCGACGCGACUCCUCAAGCUUGUCCUCCCACUACCCUUCGAUGCCCGGCAGGAACAUAUCAAUAAGCAACCUCGGGAGAAGAUAGAAGAGAACAAGCAGUCGACGCCCCCUUUGGCGUUGCUGAUCCAUCCACACCAACCAUUAUCAUACCUCGAGCGUCUGAUCCAGGCAGAGCUUCCGCCGCUGCAGCUGGAAAAGAAGGAAAAGACACCAGACGUUGAUUUCUGGGCUGAAGUGGACAAGGAAGCCAUUCCCGAGCAGACUGGUGCCAAGGCUAGUAAUGUCGCCUCUUCGUCAGGUCUCGGGCACGAAGGCCCCGUCCACAGGAACAAGAGCUGGGUGAGAUGGAGUGCCAGCACAGAAGUGGGAGACUUCAUCCGCGAUGCCGCGCGCGGCAAGGAGUUUGCUGUCGACAUUGAAGGUGUUUCGGAGAAGCUGCAUGUGGCUGUCCCCAGCUUCAAAGAUCGCACGCACUAUAUGCGCAUGAGGCUCCGCCGGAUGUGCGAACAGAUCGACGCCAUGUCACGAUUAAAAAAUGAGUGCGACGAGCUUGCACACAAGGGCGCCUAUCGCCUCGCCAAAGGCGGCUUCGGUCUGCUGGCCUCUUGGUGGGCCACGGUCUAUUACGUCACGUUCCACACGGACAUGGGAUGGGAUCUCGUCGAGCCGAUCACCUAUCUGGCCGGGCUCACGACCAUCAUGGCGGGCUACCUGUGGUUCCUGUUCAUCAGCCGAGACCUGAGCUACAAGGCCGCCAUGAACAUCACCGUGUCGAAGCGGCAGAACGCGCUCUACAUGGAGCGGGGGUUCAACAUUGGCAAGUGGGAGCAGCUGGUGCAAGAGGCCAACGCGCUGCGACGCGAGCUCCGGAUGAUUGCGUCCGAGUACGACGUCGAGUGGGAGGAGAUGAAGGACCUGGGCGGCUGGGAGGUGAAGGAGGCGCUGGAGAAUGAAGACGAGAAGAAGAAGAAGAAGAAGCAUGAGGACAGGGACGACGAGGAUGACAAGAAGAGGAGAAAGAGAGACGCUGAACAGGAACGGCCGAAAGAACAGCAUUGA
This is a messenger RNA of Cordyceps fumosorosea ARSEF 2679, 1269 nucleotides long. RefSeq names its product Coiled-coil domain containing protein 109, C-terminal. The coding region runs from base 1 to 1269 and encodes 422 amino acids. Lineage: Eukaryota; Fungi; Ascomycota; Sordariomycetes; Hypocreales; Cordycipitaceae. Gene Ontology annotation, molecular function: uniporter activity; calcium channel activity. Gene Ontology annotation, biological process: mitochondrial calcium ion homeostasis; calcium import into the mitochondrion. Gene Ontology annotation, cellular component: uniplex complex; mitochondrial inner membrane. The record is from RefSeq and is a predicted model, not a curated record. The transcript is spliced from 2 exons.